CUCCCUCCUCCAGAGCCGAAAGUCCAGCAGAAGAGUCCCAAAAAGAGCUCCAGCAGCAUGCCGCUCUGCGACCCGCUCGGUCUGUGUCAGUAUCAAACCAACAAGCUGGUCCGGAUCCGAAGCGUCCGGCUCGGUUCUCUGAAGUGGAGCCUGAACGGAGCCAUUCUGCUGUUCAUCUGCGUCAUGAUGUUGUGGAACAGGAAGUACCAGGAGUUUGACCUGGUCGUGAGCUCAGUCACCACCAAGGUGAAGGGCGUCGCUCAGACCCGCCUUCCUGGCGUCGGGAACCUGGUCUGGGACAUGGUGGACUACAGCGGUCCCUCACAGGACAAAAACUCCUUCUUUGUGGUAACAAAUGUCAUCAUAACUCGGAGCCAGAAGCAGGGAAAAUGCCCAGAGGUUCCCCAUAAAGGCAGAGUCUGCCACACUGAUAAUAACUGUGAGAAAGGAGCCUGGGACCAGCAGAGCCACGGGAUCCAGACGGGAUCGUGUGUGAGGUUUGAUGCUAUGAAGAAGACCUGUGAGGUCUCAGCCUGGUGUCCAGUAGAGGCCAAGACCACGCCUCCCAGACCUGCUCUGCUGGGAGCUGCUGAGAACUUUACUGUUCUCAUAAAAAACAACAUCAGGUUUCCAGCCUUCAACUUCAUCCGAAGGAACAUCCUCCCACAGAUGAACGAUGCCUACCUCAGGAGCUGCCACUGGGGCAGCGACCCACUCUGCCCCAUUUUCAGACUGGGAGACGUCGUCCGAGAGGCCGGGGAACAGUUCUCCAGCAUGGCUGUGGAGGGGGGCGUCAUUGGCAUUCUGAUCGAGUGGGACUGUAACUUGGACAGAUUCAUGCACCGCUGCCUCCCCAAGUACUCUUUCAGACGGCUGGACGAGAAAGAGAGCAACAGGACGCUUUACCCCGGCCUGAACUUUAGGUACGCCAAGUACAAUUUGGUGAAUGGAGUUGAGGAGCGGACGCUAUACAAAGCAUUUGGCAUCAGGUUUGACGUCAUGGUGUUCGGACAGGCGGGAAAGUUCAGCUUCAUCCAGCUCAUCAUCUACAUUGGCUCAACGCUGUCGUACUACGCUCUGACGACGGUGUUCAUCGAUUGGCUGAUUGAAACCAGCUGCUACUCCGCAGAGGUUGGACAGAACUACUCGGAAAGGAAAGUGGAGUCAGUCCCAGACACGCAGCAGUGCAUCCUCUACGUUUCCUACAUCGAUGAGACAAAACUUCGACUGGUGAAGCGGUCGCACAAGAAAAGUUUACAAGACGUAAAGCCAAUGUCUGUUCAAGAAAGAAGGGAGGACGCCAGACACCUGGGGGCCGUCCUCUUUCUCCUGCAGCCGGCUGUAGGCGUGGACCAAGACGCCGCUCCCGCCCCGGCCCCUAAAGGCCGCCGGCCCUCGUGGUGCAGGUGCGGUGGCUGCUCCGCGUCCUCGCUCCUGCAAGAGCAGCUGUGUUGCAGGCGUGGCGACGGCGUCUGCAUCACCUCGUCCCCUCUGUUUGAGAAGCUGGUGCUGCGACGCCCCCUGCUGGAGGCCGUGCUGCUGCACCGGGACCCCCUGUGGGCCCCUGCGGGCGGGGCUGGGGGCGCCAUCCUGCGGCAAUGCGCCUACGAGCAGUACAUCAGCUGGAGGCUGGGGAUCCUGCCUAGCGACACGCAGCCCGCCAUCCCCAGCUGCUGCGUGGGGAGGAUCACGGCGGCGUUCCCCAGCCCGGAUGGCGCUGACAAGGAGCCCCUGAGCUCCACCUCCACAUCAGACGCACUGACGACGUGUCACUCAAACUAA
Menidia menidia (Atlantic silverside) is the source of this 1782-nucleotide messenger RNA. Lineage: Eukaryota; Metazoa; Chordata; Actinopteri; Atheriniformes; Atherinopsidae. The record is from the annotation of a GenBank genome assembly.